AUGUCUUCGCCUAUCCCUCGAGGCUACCUGGACAUCAAUUCUGCAUUGGGCCGAGUAAACGCUGAAGUCAGUCUGAUGGGCGUGGUUACCGACUUCCUCACGCCCUGCAUAUCACGAGGCACCGAUUGGAUGUCUUCAUUCUCAAUAGUCGACUCGUCUUACGCUGGUGUCUGCGAUAACGGCCUCAAAGUUCGCUUCUUCAGGCCAUUGGCGAGCGAGAUGCCUGCGAUCAGGGGGACUGGCGAUAUAGUCCUUCUACGAGGUAUCAAAAUCAAGGAGUGGUGCGGAAUGACCAUAGGUCUGUCGACUCGGAGAACGUCUUGGGUGGUCUUUCCGGCAGAUUCAAUCCCAGCAAAACCACCAUUAACUCCUGUGCAGCUCAAGAACAUCAAAGAGGCUCGUGGUCUUGCUCCUGCUCUGUCUGAAAUGCACUAUGCCAUCAGUCUUUGUAAUUCCUGCAACAGAAGCACAUUCACUGCCUCGUAUUCUCCACCUACCGGAUCAGCUUUAAAACCAUUACUUGAUACUCCAUCGACCGUGCAGAUAAGGGACAAGUUCUCCCUCGUCAAGGAUGUGAAGGUUGAUACAUUCUAUAAUCUCGUCGGACAAGUUGUCAAGCUGUAUCCAAGCAACGGGCGCGUCGAACUAUACAUCACAGAUUACACGGCAAAUUGCCUGCUCUGGAACUAUCCAGAACCCGAUGAUGGAAAUGGAUCUGGCCGGGAAGGAGACGAGUACAACUAUACCGCAGCCAACUUGGCGAACAAUAAAUGGAAGGGGCCUUAUGGGAAAAUGACCCUGACCGUGACUCUGUGGGACAACAACGCGCAUUUUGGCCAGCAACACAUCAAGGAGAAUGACUUCGUUCACAUUCGAAAUGUGCACAUCAAGUUCAGCAAGGACGCCAAAGUCGAAGGAAACCUCCAUGCAGAUAGGCGAUAUCCUGAACGCAUUGAUGUGACCGUACUGAAAAACAAUGAUGAUGAUGAACGCGUCAAAGAUGUGCUCCGGCGCAAGCGGGACUACUGGAAGAAGUUCAACAACAAGGUGGAGGAUUUUGCUCACCAGACCAAGGCACUUAAGCGGAAAGGCAUGGAGGAUGACAAACCUCUGUCAAAGCACCAGGCCAGGAAGAAGCGGAAGCAAGAGAGUAAGCAGCUCGGUAGGUCACAAAACCAGGGUGAGGAAGACCAGAGUGAGAAGGAAAACGACGUAAGAGAGGACAGAAAUCGCCAUUUCAAAAAGAAGCAUACACUUGACCAUCGCUCACCACCCCAAAAGCAAGAGCUGAACAGUAAUGUCAGAUGCGCACACCAUCUCAUAGCCCCGCGGCCUGUGUCCUCUAUUAUCUCGCUUGAUAAGCACGCUAACACCCCGCCGAACGGAGCACCAUACACCUUACCCUUUCAGAACAUCAACUCACGUGCUACAGUCCGUGUCAUUGACUUCUUCCCCCCUAGUCUUGUUGAUUUCGCCGUUCCUCGUCCGAGAGCCUCAGAGUACGCCAUUCUAUCCGAAGAUGAAUGCAGCGAAAGCGGUAGUGACCAGCAAAGUAACGACCUGGAUGACAGAUCUGAAGCGGAGGAUGCACAGUGGGAAUGGAGGUUUGGUUUGGUGCUGGAGGAUGCCCUAGGCGCUAGACACCAGGAGAAAGUAAACAUUGAAGUUUAUGUAACCGGCCAAGAUGCAGAGGGUCUACUGAAGCUUGAAGCAGAGGACCUUCGCAAAUCGCCCACCGCUCUAGAUACCUUGCGUGAGAGAUUGUUCCUCUUAUGGGGUGAUCUCGAAGAGCGAAAAACCCGCAAUGCAACGGCUCUCAAGCAAGUCGAUGGCAAUUCGCCAUCCCCCAGGAAGGUUGCAGCGCCGAGGAUGAAACCGUUCCAAUGCUGCCUCAAAGAAUAUGGCGUGAAGAAGAGAACGCAACGGAUUACGGAGGAAAAUGCCAGCGAGGGUGAAGAUGAAAGUGGAGACGAACGUGGGCAAGACCGAGUUUGGGAGAGAAGAUGGAGGAUGUUUGGGUGCACCAUUUCCUGA
Letharia columbiana is the source of this 2034-nucleotide messenger RNA. RefSeq lists its product as uncharacterized. The record is from RefSeq and is a predicted model, not a curated record. The coding region runs from base 1 to 2034 and encodes 677 amino acids. Gene Ontology annotation, cellular component: chromosome, telomeric region; nuclear telomere cap complex. Gene Ontology annotation, molecular function: telomerase inhibitor activity; G-rich strand telomeric DNA binding. Lineage: Eukaryota; Fungi; Ascomycota; Lecanoromycetes; Lecanorales; Parmeliaceae. The transcript is spliced from 3 exons. Gene Ontology annotation, biological process: telomere capping; regulation of telomere maintenance via telomerase.